Molecule: messenger RNA, 687 nt
Organism: Eruca vesicaria subsp. sativa (arugula)
Lineage: Eukaryota; Viridiplantae; Streptophyta; Magnoliopsida; Brassicales; Brassicaceae
Source: the annotation of a GenBank genome assembly
GAACAGACAAGGUCCGGUUAAACUUGAAGAAGACAAAGUCUGGGUCUUUCUCUUAUCCGACGAGGUGAAGCAAUGCUGGCGAAGACAUUUCUUCUGAGAAAUGGCCUUGUUUCGAGGUGUUUCUCAUCAGUUACUUUAAAGACACUCAAAGUUGGAGAUGUUUUAAGAGAAGCAAGAGUGUUCUCAAGUGAUGAUGUUAAGAGCUAUGCUGAGGUGAGCCAUGAUUGGAACCCACUUCAUUUCGACCAAGAACUUGCCCGAAAAUCCGGAUUCGAGGACCGCCUUGUCCAUGGAAUGCUUGUCUCUUCCAUGUUUCCUCGUAUUAUCUCUUCCCAUUUCCCUGGAGCAGUAUAUGUAUCUCAAACUCUGCAUUUUAGAUCACCAGUUUACAUAGGUGAUGAAAUUCUAAGUUUGGUACAAGCCACAGCUUUAAGAGAAACCAAGAACAAGUACAUUGUCAAAUUCUCAACAAAAUGUAUCAAGAAUCACAAUGAACUUGUUGCUCUUGAUGGUGAAGCUACUGCGAUUUUACCAAGUCUGGAGAUGCUACACCCAAGUCCUUCAGAAUGAUAGAUAAACAUAAUCCUAGAUAAGUUUUUUCUUCUAUCAUUUCCUGAUUUCCAAUAAUACUUUUGAUCAUUUUCGUAAUUGUUAUGUCACUUCCCUUUCUAUAGGCUUCUUUGCCGU